UGACUUCCGCACGGAAGCGUUCGCUCUCUCGCGUUCGUCUCUCUCUGUCUCGCCCGCACCUCGACUCUCUCUCGCCUCGUCAUUGUUGUCAUUGUUUUUGGUGGUCACUAUUUCGCACAGUGUAGCCGAGGAAAAUGUAAUCAACUCAAAGAACAAGACCGCAAAAAAAAAACACAGAGAAUAUAUUGUGACAAGAAAUCAUCCAUUAAAGCAUCUUCAUCAUGGUGGAGAUACAAAAGCCGCACUCGGCCCUAAAACGACCAUCGCUAAAACGGGAAACGGUCGUUGUUAACAACAGUGCGCCGACCAUCAAAAAGGUGACUCUGGUGCCCAAGGAUGAGGAACUGGUGGCCAUUUCUCCGGAACGCCGCAACUGGCGCGGCAUCUUCAUCGCCCUACUGGUCAUCGCCGCCGUCUUCAGCCUGAUCAUAUUCUCGAUCUUCCUGCUGUCGCCGGAGGACGAGGGCCUGAGGAUCCGGGGUCGCCGGAUGCUGCCCAGCGAUAUCCUGGGCAGGAGCCUCCAGUGGAAGCCCUUCAACGGCACCUGGAGCAAUGGUCGUGAGCUCAUCUAUCGCGAUCCCACGGGUGGCCUCUCCAUUCUCAACAUGGCCGAUCUCACCACACGCAUUCUUAUGACCAAUUCAACAUUUCGCCAAUUGAAUGCAGAAUCGUUUCUAGUGGCUCCUGACCAGAAAUACGUGCUCCUCCAGUCGGACUCCAAUGCCGAGGGCUCCAGACAUCACGUAUACGAGGUGCAGACGGCCAACACAUUCCCGCUGGGACCAACGGAGAAUAUAGCGGAGGCCCCACGCCUCCAGCACGUGGUGUGGGCGCCGGCGAAUCCGCCACCACCGCUUGGAGCACCACCACCCAGUGGUUCCAGUACCACCACAAUGGCCCCACUGCCCAGCGGCAGCAUAAUCCUGAACAGCCUGGCUGGGGCGGCCAAUGGUCCAGUUGCCACGGGAUCCUCCGGCUCCGCUGGCCCAAAUCCCAAUGGCAAACCAGGUGGCUAUUCCCUGAACCAAGCCAUCGCCUUUGUGCACCACAACGACAUCUACUACAAGCCCAAGGUGCAGGGCGAACUCGUCUGCCGGAUAACGCAGUCGGGCUCCGGAUCGCCGGAGGGGGAAUCAUCUGGGGUGGUCUUCAAUGGAGUUCCCGAUUGGACAUACGAAAAUGUGCCGGAGCUGGAGAGCCGGAGGAGCAGCAUGCAGUUCUCGCCUGACGGACUCUACUUGGCCUUCCUCAGUUACAAUGACAGCGAGGUCAACGAGUACAAAUACACCUGGAUGGGCGAUGAUAUCAAGUAUCCGGCGGUGAUGAGUCAGCGCUAUCCGAAGACUGGUUCCCAGAAUCCGAAUGUGACGGUGAACGUGGUGAAUCUGUCGGUGAUCAAGUACAUAUUUCCCACUCAAAUCAAGCUGCCCAGUGAGCUGUCCAAUGGGAGCUACGUGGGCGGCUUGACCUGGGCCUCGCCCAGUGACCUCUCGGUGACGGUGACCAACCGGGAGCAGACCAAGGCCACCACGGUCCUCUGCCGUGCCCCGCACUUCCAUUGCCAGGCGGUGCACACGGAGGUGACCAUCAACGAUGGCUGGGUCCUGCCAUCGGAGCGACCCAUCUUCUCGGCCCGCAACCAGAUGCACAAGCAGUUGGCCAAGCUGCUCCCGAAUUCGGAGGAAGUUCACCCGGAGAUUCAUAAUGUGAGUGCCACGGAGGAGGGCCAGAUGCAUACAACACAUGAGAUCAGCAAUGGUGGAUAUCUGCUGAAGCGCCUGCCCGUGCGGGAUGGCGAGCAUGGGCACUAUCGCCAUGUGGUCUUCAUAUCCUCCCUGGACCGCAGACCCGUUCCCCUGACCAUGGGCCGGUUCGAGGUCACCGAAAUCGUGGGCUGGGAUGAGCCACACGAGAUUGUCUACUUCAUGGCCGCGCCGGAGAAAAGACCUGGCGAACGGCAUCUGUACAAGAUCAAUCUGAAGCUCAAUGUCACGGAAUCGAAUAGGACAUACAUAACCUCCUCAUCGCCCACCUGUCUCACAUGCGACAAUACGGAGUCCACGUACCGCCUCCACAGGGCCAGAAUCUCGCAGAGGGGCGAUCGUUGGGAGGAUAUUGUGGCUCGCUUGGAACCGGAUGACUGCCUCUAUGAUAUACCCAAGAAUUGCCUGUACAAUCGGGUGCAGUUCAGCCAGGACUACAGCUACUAUGUGCAGGAGUGUUUGGGCCCGGAGGCGCCGAGUGUUUACCUGGUGGAGACGGCCAGCAAUGAUAAGAUCUAUGUCCUAAAUGCAGGCGACGUACUGCGUCAUCGGCUGUCCCAGCUGGCCAUUCCCCAGUCGCGCACCUUUAGCGUGGAGAUACGACAUGGAUUCCAUGCCCAGGUGCGACUCUUCCUGCCGCCCGGAAUGCGCGAGGAGGAGGACGUGGCCUUUCCACUGGUUCUCCAUGUCGAUGCCUCGCCGGGAUCACAGUUGGUAACAGAACGCUUCCAUGUGGACUGGAACUGGUAUUUGGCCAGCCAGCGCAGCUUCAUUGUGGCCCAAAUCGAUGGGCGUGGCAGUGGCUUCCAGGGUGAACUACUCCGCACCCAGGUGCAUGGCAAACUGGGCACCGUCGAGGUGGAGGAUCAACUGGGAGUCCUCACAUACUUGCGGGACAACCUGAAGUUCAUCGAUCCCCUGAGGAUCUGCGCCUUUGGCUGGGGCUACGGGGGAUACGCCUCCUCCAUGAUGCUCAUCGACGACUCCCAGCAGGUGCUGCAGUGCGCGGUGGCCAUCAACCCCAUUGUCAACUUUGGAUUUCACUACUCCUUCUUCACGGAGCGCUACAUCCCGCUGAAGGGCGACUACCUGCGGGCCCUCCAGGAGGCGGACCUCACGAUGAAGGCGGGCAACAUCAAGGGUCGCAACCUGAUGCUGAUGCACGGCACCGCCGACACCCUGGUGCACCAGGAGCACACCCUGAUGCUGGUCCGUGCCCUGGUGGAGCAGCAGGUGAAGUUCCGGCACCAGGUGUAUCCGGAUGAGGACCAUGCCAUUGCCAGGUCGCUGAGCCAUGUCUACAAGACGAUGGAAUGGUACUUCGACGAGUGCUUCGGACCCGUCGACGACAACGAGUGGGACCCCACGGGUCUGUUCGUGUUCAAGCAAUAAUUAAGACCCCCCUACGAUCCUUACGACGAGGAUCCGCUGGCCAACCAGCUCAGCGACAUCGAUGGCAUCGGCCUAGCCAGCGGUUCGAAUCCGGAUGCGGAUGCAGAUCCGUCCGGCGAUAGCGCCGGCAGCAACCUGUCCACCCUGCUGACCGCCACCACGACGACCGCCUCGCUGUCGGCGCUCGACGAACUGGACAACCGGCUGCAGUCCCUGGACCUGAUCACCUCCUCCACGGCCACCACCCUCAGCAAGGUCGCCGGCAAGCUGUGCAACUACAGCAGCAAGCGGCGGCUCCACCAGUCGGAGGCCGUGCUCGCCCAGAAGUCGCGCAUCCUCCAGCACUAGAGGACCCUCCUCCUCCUCCUCCUCCAGGAAUGGGAAUGGGUAUCCUCCGUGCGUCCAGCGUGUGUGUGUCCGAGUGUCCCCGUCCCCGGCGGGCAGAUCCAUCCUCUUCUCACUUUCGACGGGAGUUUGCGGAAGCCUUGUACACUUUGUUUAUAUUUUUAAAUCCAACAUAUUCCCUACGAAUUAAGUAUAUUUCCAUUUUUUUCAGUGCUGCCAAUCUGAAAAAAUAUUUUUUUUUAAUUUAAGUUCUACUCAAAAUUGUUAUAACAAUUUAAAAAGCAUUAAGUACCCUUGGUAUACUUUUUAAACAUGAUAAUAUAACUUAGGUCCAUUAAUUUGAUUGAGUUCAUCAUACUUUAAUACUUAAAUAAUUUUAAUAUUAUUUUUAAUAUUAUCUAAUAUUUUAAAAGGAGUUUGCGCAAGGGCUUUCCACAUGAAACAUAUACAAAUAAGAUAUAUUAGAAGCCUUCAACCAAUUCCAUACAAAUUAAGGGUAUUUCAAUUUAUUUUGUUCAGUGCAGCCAAUCUGAAAUUUUAUUUGUAAUUUAAGUUCUCAGAUUUAUUAAAUUAAAAAUUUUAAAAGCGAUAAGUAGGAUUGGUAUAUUUUUUAAACAUGAUGACAUAAAUUAAAUCCAUUAAUUUCAUUGAGUUCAUUAUAUUUUAACCUUAAAUAAUUUAAAUAUUUUUUAUAAUAUUAUUUAAUAUUUCAAAAGCAGAAUGCGCAAUUGUUUUCCACAUAAAACAUAUACAAACAAGAUACAUUAGAAUUAAUAAUUUAGAACUCCAUAAAUGGUUCCAUAAGAUUCAAUUUUUUUUUAAUGAAUAUUAUUGAAUUUAAGAAGAUAUAAAUUUAUGCUAGUUAACAUUUGCAAAUUAUUUAUGAAAGUUGAAAUAAGGAUAUGUGCAUUGUUUACUUUAAUUAUAAUUAAGCUUUAUUUCAUGUAAUUUUAAGUUCCGCAAAUUUUUAACGAAAGUGAAAACAUGAUAAAAAUAAGGAUAGGGAUAUUUAUUAAUUUAUUUAAAAUUAAUUUUAUUUCAAGUAAUUUUAAGUUCCGCAAAUUUUUUAACGAAAGUGAAAACAUGAUAUGUUCUGUUAGUGUGCAAGUGUUGAUUCUCCCAAGGCAUUUAUAUUUAUGUAUUCUGUUUUUUGAGACCAGUAAAAGGUGAAAACUUUUACUGACAUGGUAUCUGCCAAAAAAUAAGUAGUUUAAAAGACCUAAGAUGGUAAAAGAAAAAAAUGUACUCAUUGAAAAAUCUCAGUAAUGAAAAUAGGCAAGAUUACGUGUUUAAAAUAAUUAAUGAUAUUUUUGUUAGAAUUGAGGAAUUUAUUCAAAAUGAUUCUGCAUUUUUGAACAUUUUUGGGAUAUAAAUUUGUUAAUUAAUUAAUAAGAGCCAGGAUCAAAAUGAUUUAUAUUGGUUUAAAGUCGUUCAUAUGAUUUAUAUAUUUUAUAUUUAUAUUACAAUUUUCUUUGAGAUUUAUUUUAAGGAAAGAUUUUUAAAGAAACGCUUUAAUAAGGAACUUUUAUUAUCGGUUCUUGUAGAUCACUAUAGUCACUAUAAGUGGCUGUGGGUUGUUCGUUACAAACAAAACCUAAAGUUAAACCUUAUAUCAUUAUGUCCUUUCAACUCCCUGAUUUGCCGGCGGAAAUCGCGUGUGAAUGAUUAUCGAGAAAACAGAGGAAUUAGGAAACAAAACCAAAGCAAGGUGAUUCAUUUAUGCGACUGAUUAUUAACAUAUGUGUAUUAAAUAAUUAACCAAACUGAUGGUGCGAGGGGGGUGACGAGGCGGUGGAGAGUCGAUGUCCUUGAGGUAAGGAUAAAAAAGUAGGGGAUUUACCAAAUUGCUAAGGGCAAUUGCCAACCAAAUACAGAGCGAUAUGUGUGUGUGUGUCAUGUGUGUAAUUUGUUUAGGCCUCAUUGUUGUUUCUUUACGUGUUCGUUUCGAUGUGUAUAAACAUAUAUAGUUAUAAUUGACUGAACGUUAUUUUUUUUGUAUAUAUUAACGAUUAAAUUUUAAACGAAACAAUUAAUUCAUGUCCAAGAAAUAAAGGAGGAGGGUGUAUCUUUUAAAUAGCCAACCACCAGUUUGCGAGUAGUUCGUAUAAUCGAGCAGAGAAACCGAAAACCACAGCUUAUGGCCCCUUGAAUGUUUGUGAUAGUCGAGAGUAGGCGACUAUAAAAUACCCUGUACUCCAAUCGAAUCGCUUAGAUAGUUACCGAACCCGAAUCUCCUUCUCGACCGACUUUCGGUGUGGAAAAAGCUUUAAACUUCAUAUCCAUUCGACGUUUAAUGCUAUGGAUACAGGGUAUUUCCAGGUGUCUAGCAUCCAAAACAGACCUAAUUUUAAAACUAAAUUGUAAAUUGAGAGUGGAUGGAGAUGAGAUUGUGCCACACUAAAGACAAGUCCCAGGCUUGCCCAGUCCCCUAAAUCGAUCGAAUUGGAUCUGAAAUAUAUAUAUUAUAUGAUAUAUAGAUGGGGGAAUGCAUAGGUGUGCUUAAGCGAGAACCAAAAAAAAUGGCAAAACAUUUUUUUUUAGAUUUUUUUACCAUUAACAUUAACGGAACGAAGCGAAUUCCAUAUAUGAAAUGGGAUUAAGUUGUCAAAAUGCCUAGAUGUUAAAUGUUGCGUCAAUAAGCGAAAUUUUAUUGUAGCGGGGCCGACGAGGGCCCCCGACUUCCGGAACCCAACAACUAAAGCUAAGAAACCCAAAUAAACCAAUAUAGUCAAGCUUUAAAUGUUGUACACAAAAGAAAAGGGGUCGCAACCACAUAAAAACCCAAGUUAACUAAACCAAAACAAAACAAAACCAAAAAAACUAAUGAGAAUACAAAGAGUAUGCCCAAAAACAGACCCGAGAAUAAAUAAAUGUUAAACUUAACUAAACGAUAAAUGCAUAUUUAUAAAUGUUUAAAACAAGAAUUCUAUAAUAAA
Messenger RNA from Drosophila suzukii, 6436 nucleotides. Its product is annotated as inactive dipeptidyl peptidase 10. The record is from RefSeq and is a predicted model, not a curated record. Gene Ontology annotation, biological process: proteolysis. Gene Ontology annotation, cellular component: plasma membrane. Lineage: Eukaryota; Metazoa; Arthropoda; Insecta; Diptera; Drosophilidae. Gene Ontology annotation, molecular function: serine-type peptidase activity.